This is a messenger RNA of Gallus gallus (chicken), 8185 nucleotides long. It is a transcript of the gene TROVE2, whose product is annotated as TROVE domain family member 2. Gene Ontology annotation, molecular function: RNA binding. The record is from RefSeq and is a predicted model, not a curated record. NCBI's taxonomy places the organism in Eukaryota, Metazoa, Chordata, Aves, Galliformes, Phasianidae. Gene Ontology annotation, cellular component: ribonucleoprotein complex. The transcript is spliced from 9 exons. The coding region runs from base 231 to 1850 and encodes 539 amino acids.
GGGGAUGCUGUCAGGACGCCGGCGGGCGGGGCUGCGUGUGGGGGUGUGGGACCCGCCCGGGGCCGCUUCCAGCGCUCACAACCGGCUCCACCAACCCAGCUCUAUCGGGCCCUUCGCGUUCCUUCGCUUAAGGGGAUCCGCCCUGGGACCGCGCCGCUGCUCGGUGUCGGAGGGCGCGCUGGCCCGGGCGGGCCCCGCCCCGCGGCCUCGAAGACCUCUUGAAAGUGCAGAUGAUGGAGGACGAGGCAAACCAAGUGCAACCCCUGAAUGAGAUGCAGGUGCCAAACUCUGACAGCGAUUAUGUGUGGCACGUCACUGACAUGAAUCGACUGCACCGCUUCUUGUGCUUUGGUUCAGAAGGUGGUACUUACUGUGUCAAGGAGCAGAGGCUGGGCUUUGAAAGUGCAGCAGCUUUGAUGAGACUGGUUGAAGAAGGCAGAGGUUGUGAAGUUGUUCAGGAGAUAAAGACAUUCAGUCAAGAAGGCAGAACAGCCAAACAAGAGCCCUUGCUUUUUGCGCUUGCAAUCUGUUCACAGUGUUCUGAUGCAAAAACAAAACAAGCAGCAUUUAAAGCUGUUCCUGAGGUGUGUUGUGUGCCGACUCAUCUCUUUACUUUCAUCCAAUUUAAAAAAGAUUUGAAGGAAGGCAUGAAGUGUGGCAUGUGGGGCCGUGCACUGAGAAAAGCUGUGGCAGAUUGGUACAAUGGAAAGAAUGGCAUGGCUGUUGCGUUAGCAGUUACAAAAUAUAAACAAAGAAGUGGUUGGUCUCAUAAAGAUCUUCUGAGGUUGUCCCACCUGAAACCUGCCAGUGAAGGUGUAGCUAUUGUCACUAAAUACAUCACCAAAGGGUGGAAAGAUGUCCAAGAAGCUUACAAAGACAAAGCAGUUUCUGCUGAGACUGAAAAGCUUUUAAAAUACCUGGAGGCUGUGGACAGAGUGAAACACACAAAAGAUGAAUUGGAGGUUAUUCAUUUAAUAGAGGAAUAUGGUCUCGUUAGGGAACAUCUAUUGACAAACCAUCUGAAAUCUAAAGAGGUUUGGAAGGCCUUGCUGAAGGACAUGCCCAUUUCUGUUUUGUUGAGAAAUUUAGGAAAGAUGACUGCAAAUUCAGUCCUUGAACCACGCAGUUCGGAGGUGGCAAUAGUAUGUGAAAGACUGCGAAAUGAGAAAUUACUAAAAAAGGGUAGAAUACAUCCAUUCCAUGUAUGGGUUGCAUUAGAAACUUAUAAAUCUGGACAUGGAAGCAGAGGGAAGCUUUGGUGGCGUCCUGAUGAAGACAUUUUAGAAGCUUUAGAUGCUUCAUUCUAUAAAACUUUUGAGACUGUGGAACCAACAGGAAAACGCUUCGUAGUUGCAGUUGAUGUCAGUGCAUCAAUGACCCAGAAAGUUUUGGGCAGUGUGCUGAACGCUAACACAGUUGCAGCAAUAAUGUGUAUGGUUGUAGCACGUACUGAGAAGGAUUCCCAUAUUGUUGCCUUUUCACACGAACUGGUCCCUUGCCCUGUGACAGCUGAUAUGACGUUACCUCAAGUAUUAGUGAAAAUGUAUGAAAUUCCAAUGGGUACCACUGAUUGUUCCCUUCCGAUGAUAUGGGCUCAGAAAACACAGACAGCUGCUGAUGUCUUCAUUGUAUUUACUGAUAAUGAAACCUUUGCUGGAAAUACUCGUCCUGCAACAGCUCUUAGAGAGUACAGGGAGAAAAUGGGUAUUCCUGCUAAGUUGAUUGUAUGUGGAAUGACAUCAAAUGGUUUUACGAUCGCCGAUCCAGAUGACAGAGGCAUGUUGGAUAUAUGUGGUUUUGAUGCCGGAGCAUUGGAUGUUAUUCGAAACUUCAUUUUGGAUUUGAUUUAAUUUUCUAGGCAUCUGUUCUUCCCAGUGGGUCCAUUGCUGGCAACAGACUUAACCCUGGGAACCCUUAGCCAAAUGUACUUUAUUAGAAUAUGGCACAUGAUAUACAUAUCAAAAUGUUACCUUUUUGUGAAGGGAAAGCAAGAAAAGCAGAUGAUGAAUCACUUUUCUCCUUUUUCCUGUUGUGCACGAAUUAAACUAAUGGUGGGAAGUUUGCUAAAAGUUGCAGGGUUACAUGCUACGUAAUUUGGUUUCGUUUAAAAUAGAUCAUGAAUACUGGGAUUUUUUUCCCCCCAUUGCUGUGUGAUGGUUGUUUACAAGAAUAAAUGGAUGAAUUAUUCCUAGGGUGGGGCAGGAAAGAAAAGUGGUUUUAGCUUUUUAAUAGUGUCAGUUUAACAGCAGGUUAGUGGAGAGUGUUUUUUCUUCGGGCCUUCUUUUUAAUCUUGGUAUUUUCAGCAACUUAAUGUGGUUCAGCAGUUUCCAUUGUCAUACUUCAGGUCUACAGAAAAGCAUAAUCUGGCACACGUGAGACCGUGUAACUGUGAUGCAGUGUAAAAGUUACCCAGUGAAAUUUCACGCUGAUAAACCUGAAAGGAAAGGAGCUCAUGCUAAAUCUUCUAGCAGGGAUAUCUGAAUUCCUAAGAAAAAGGUAACUGUUCGUAGAGGGGUAGUUUCUGUACAGUGCAGUUUCAGAAGCACUGUUUUAGAAUUUGUGUGCUUUGGAGAAAAUUGUAUGGACUUGGUAGCAGUGAAAGGCCUGGAGAUGUCUGGGAAACCACAUUCAGAACUUGCUGUGACUUCUCAGACAGCAGCAGCUUAGUUCUUAGUGAGGAAGAUCAGCAAAUGCAUGCAUCUUAGUGUACUCUUGAAAGCUGAGUGGUAACAACUAGAAACAAAAAACUACGUUUUCUUCAAAAGAAUGUAUUCAAUGACACAUAAAUAAUCUUAGUGAGAAUACUUCAUUUUUACAAACUUUUUGUAGACUAACACUACUUCUGAUUUCUUAAAUUAAUUCAAUCUAAUGCUUUUCAAAACUACCUCCAGUUUAUAGUGACCAAUUCUUAAACUUUUAUGAGAUGUACAGUUGCCUCGUUCUCAAUCUUGUUUAGGAAGUGACUAAAACUAGAUUUUUCUUCAUUCAUUUUGAUAGGAAGAGUGUGAGGAAAGGAGAAAGCUAGUGAAUAUCUUACCACUUUGGAACAGGGGCUGAUAGCAAUUCGUGUGUAUAUGUAUUUAAAAUGGUGCAUAUAUGUUUAUAGAUGUGUGUAUGGGGGGGAAGCUUAAAAGAUUUCUUUAGGAGAGGACAGUCUUAGAGGUUUUUUUGUUCCAAUGAUGGUUUUACCACUUCUCAUCAGACAUUUUAUGUCAGCCUCUUUUAUGAUAAUUCUAUUUUAAACAGUGAAUUGGAUGUUAAUUUGAAAAUAAUUAUGGUUUAUAAAAAAAACCUAACUGUGGUAAAUGACACAAGACCAUAUUUUUCUGCCCAAAACAAGCUUUUAAAUGUAAAACUCGAGUUCAUAUUAUACUUUUCAUACCUCUUAUGCCUCCUACAUAUGGACUACAAACUCAAAGCUUGUGUUUCAGUAGGAUGGAUAUCUAUUUGGUGCUAUCUAAAACAUGACAUUGUGUUUCUGAAGGUAUUCUGCUAUGGAUUUGUACUCUACUCAGAAUGGUGAGGGAAUCCUUUUCUGACAUUAAGAAACAGAGUUGUUUAAAAUCCAUGGCUUAAAGAGCAGAUGGGUAGGUAUCUUUCUGGGGAACAUGAAUCGAGUUCCUUCUGGAUUAUCACUGCUAUUAUGAUACAGCUCUGUUAGAAUGCUUGAAGAACGCUUUGCUAGCACCAGCUGGUCAGGUAACACACACAAACAAACAAGUGUUCCUGCAAAAAACUACCAGAAAAGCACCUUGAAUUUGAAAAAGAAGUUCAGCCAUUUCCUGUGGAAAAACUUCCCACCGAGUGUAGUUUCCUUGCUGAAUAAACAUAAAUGUGGGGAGUGAACAUACUGACAUAUUAUUUCAAGUAAAUGCACUGAUGUUUUGGAAAUACUUUUGGUAGUAAUGUGUUUUAAAUGCAACAAUAGUCGAACAACUGAUUAGAUGUUUCCUAUUAAGCUAGAGAUGUUGAAAAUAACUGAUGGCUAAGUAUCUGUUGCAACUACUUUUUCUUAUUUGAAGUAGUAUUUGUGAAGUAAUAGGAAAUGUGGUGGACUACAUAUGGAAUGAUAAGCUUGAACUGGUGUUUUAAGUAACUUUUGGCAGUUAACUGCAUAAAUGUACUGCAGGUAAAUGAUUAGUUAUUCUCAGUGACUGAGAUUACAGUAGCAUUGCAAUGUUGAAAGUUGUUCCAGUUUAAAUUACAAUUCCUUGAAGUACAGGGAAGGUGAGUUUUUCAGUAGAACUUAGAGGAAAAUGUAGCUCUCUGAAUCUGUUACUGAUAGAUACAGUUAUCCAUGCUGGAGUAGGUAAUAUGCCCCUAAAUAUUUACUGUAACUCCGGAUCAAGAAACCUUGUUAGAAUAUUGUAUGUGGUGGCUGUCCAAUGUAAAGCUUAUACUGUUGAGAUCAUGUUGUCUUCUACUCCUCAUCUAAAGUUUGCAGAACAGAAGCAGAACCGAGGUGAAAGCUGGCAGCUGAAACUUGGUUGUGUGUUGAUCCUUGGUCCUACUGUCUUCUUUCUGGGAUUGUUACUGUCUUAUCUUAAGUGGCAGAAGAAUGAUACUGCAUUUUCCUUUUCCAUAGGGAAAAGCUGAUGUUUAUCUGCCCGCAUGCUGGAUUUCAGGAGGACAGUAUGACUUAUGUGCUGUCAUAUACAUUUCUCCUAUCAACUGGUAAUUGUUAAAAUGGUACCUGAACAUGUGAAGGGGCAGCAAUUGCUGUAAUGUGCUGUGAUGUUUAAACAAGAGCAAGACAAAAUUGCUAAAUUGAGGUGAUAAUUCAAUACACAAUGAAUAACCUGCCCUUUCACUAAAGGGGAGACAUGACUCAAGUUAAUAGUGUCUUUUGCAUUGGAGGAACACCAAGACUAACAAAACAAGAAAUGGGGCUAUAAUGGUGCUCUGCAUUUAACAUGUAAAAUAGAGCAGGAGGGUGUUUAGAAAUGGUGAAGUUUAGAAUAAGCAUUUAAAAGUCUAAAAGUACAGCUGUAAUCUGGGUGAAUGCAGGUUUCCUGAUAUUUGUCACCAUUAAUAGGCUUUCAGUUUGACUGUCAUUUCAGUGUGACACCCUAAUAAUUCUUAGUCUAAGGCAUAAUCUAAUACUUGUAAUAUUCAGGCACUUUACCAGUAAGGAAAGGAUCAGAAGCAGAGCAGAAGUAAAAUCUUCAUCUGUAGUGAAGAACUGUAAGCAGUGGACAUCAGAGGUCAGGUUUCUUCACGGCAGUGAUAUACUCAAGAACAUGGAAGAUUUCUCAACGUAAUACAAUGUGUCACCAUUGUAAAAUGAAUAAGGACAGUUGCAAUUUUGCCAAGAAUUAGAAUUCUGUGCCAGGAAUUGUAUAGCAAGGGAGAGUAGGGUUUGGGAUGCUUGUAGAGCUUAAGUAUGUAGGGGCUUAAUUUACAACUCUGUGCUUAAAGAAGUCUAAAGUUCAGUCUAGGUAUGAAGUUAGUGAGGCUUGUUUAACUGCCCAGUAUGCAGUGGCCACUAAUAACUGGCUGUAAAGUAACUUGCUGCUUUAAACCACUGUUAAAUAAUGGUGGGGGUGGGAUGUUGUUCUUUCGUUACUCUUUUUUUAAUUGGGGCCAUAAAUGCCUACGUAAGAGUAUGGCUUUGGAAGGCUAUCCAUCAAAGUGUAUGUUCUUGGCUUUAGAAGUACACCAGUCAUGUUGGCUUUUUUCUUUCCCCCACCAUUCCAAUCACUGCGUGAACUUCUGCUUAUACUUGAAUCUCUCUUCACUCCAUGCUCUCAUCCUCUCUCCUGUUGCCUGUGUUCUGCCUUUUUGCCACCAUUGAGCAUGAUAGCUUAGCUAAGUAACUUACUCCAGAACUGAUGUCUCAGUAUUUAAUUCUAAAAGCUGGACAACUUAUUGUUACCUUUCUUUGAUUAUAUAAUUCUCUAACAGUGUUUAAUUUACCAUAUCUAUCUGAUUUCUGGCGUUAGAAGUUGCGUAAGUUAUGGAAGUAUAUCUUAAUUCAUUUAAAAAUCCAGCAUCUGCCUUUGCAAUUAAAUGGCACUAUUUUCACACGACAAUUGUAAAAUGGCUUUUCAAACGUAAAUCAUCUUUCCAGGAUUAGUUUGGGUCAGAGCUUUCCAUUCUAUUGAAUAUUGUCAAGUUGCUGUUAGAUGCGGAAUAAGGAAAACGUAUAAAUGAAGAUUCUAGAUGAAUGGGCAGCUUUUUUUUUGCAGUCUUGAAUGUUUGAAGAAUAGAAUGUAGGAAUAAACCUGAGCAAAAGCGACUCAUCUUGCUUGCACUUCUAGUCUGUUUUUAAGCAUUUGGCCAGUUUGUAAGUUUAUUUAGCUGUUUGCAAUGGUUCACUGGGUACAAGUAGGUUGUGAGUAAUUCCAAUGGCUUGUUUGCUGAGGCUGUAGAGAUUUCAUUGUACCUCAACACAGUACAGUGUACAACACUGCCAAGUAAGACCUAAGGGGGAAAUGUAAAACAAGGCUGUAUGCUGCUCUGAGGGCUAAGACUUAAAAUUAACUUGAGCAGAGAGUAUGGUGUCUUCAAAUUUAUGUGCUUACACUUGGAUUUACGAUUUUGAUGCUGUGAAGAGUGGUUUCUCUGGGUAUUUCUGCAGUCCAAAUUUAUCUAUUUGCAUACAUGUAUGUGGUAUAUUGUGAACGUAAAUGCUUCGUUAACAAAUAAUGAAUGGAGGUAGCUGUUAUCCUAAUGAUAUCAGCUUUUUUGUUAAGCACAACUAAUUACAAUGAAAAUGUCUGUACCAUUACCUUCUCAAGCAGAAGUUUAGUUCUACUCUGGCCAAAUAAUGCAGUGGAAGGAAUGAGCAGAUAAGUGUAUUCACAGUUCUGUCAGCUUUGUGAAACAACUUUGUUUCUAGCUUCUUAGAAGCUGUGUUUGAGCUGGAUGAGCACUUAUCUUAAGCAUAAUUCCUAUUACGGAGUGUUUUAGUGAGUAAUUUUUAGCAGUCAGAUGCUAAGGAAAAUAUUAUGGUACGAUCAACAGCUUUUGUUUUAGAGAUAAUGCAAGUUCAGAGAGGGGAAAAAAAACCCAACAGAAUUUUAAUGAUGGGUUUUGAAUGCCUCCUUCCCUUUUUCUUCCCCAGAGCAGAACCACACUUCAGCUGCCAUAUCACGUUUAAACAACUUAAACAUAACAUGGCUUUGUGCCAUUCAAUAACGAAGGCACUGUCUUGCUGCUACUUUCUGUGGGAUUACCCCCAAAUUAAUGAGGAAAAUAUUUGGCUGGGAAGCCUUAAUACAGUUGAAAAGAAGCAUAAUUAACCCUUUGAUUGCCUUAAGACAUGACUUUCUGUAAUCAAUUGGCACUUGUUAGACUCUGCAGGCAAACAGCUUGCUUUCUCAACUGUUGGAGUGGAAUAUUGCCUUAAGUGACAAUGCCCUGAGACUUCUGAAAUUUAGAACUCAAAGGGUUAUUUUAAACUUUUGGGGACUUUUUCUAAUAGGGAACAAAAUGGAAAAAUUCCUUUGCAUACUGUUAUUACUUGAUUGAUGUGCAAGCUUUCCAGGUGUGCAAUUGUUAACCUUGUCUGAAAACAUAACUGGCCUAAGAAUGAUAGGCAAAGAAUACUUUGAUACCAGCACAUGUGCAAAAUAAAUUCCUUAAUUAAAUAUAUAUCUAGGGAGAGAUGCACAUUGUUUAACUUAAUGAGUUUGUCUUUGUAAGCAAAGACUUCAGAUGAUGAUGAAACUAGAAAAAUUAAGUAGUAAAUUGCAAUGGUGAAAACACAACAAGGUCAAUGUGUUUAGUUUUCUAAUUACAUGAAUUAAAGAUGCACAGUGCAGACCAACUGCGUACUGUACGCCUUCAACAAAUAUUGCUUCUAUUUCAAACCUGCAUCCCAAAAGGGAAGCUGUCAAAUUCAGAUGAUAGCCUUGCAAUCCUGGUUAGCCAAAAUCAAUGUAGAACUCUGUUUCCUUGAGGAGAGACUGAAUAAAAAUCCUUGACUAGCAUUUUGAGUCUCAGCUGUGCAUCUUUAGUAGUGUAAUGGUCUCUUUUACUGAAGAAAGAGGUAUUUUCUACUGACAUAUGAACUUCCUUGAAAUAACCAAGUCUUGGCAUUGGUUGGUCUGGCUUUGGAUGUACAUUUUACUGAAACUAUUGAAUUUAGGUUUUUUAGACAUUUAACUGCAAGUUAAUACUGCUAGGAAAUUGCAUUUUGACUGUAGAAUUUAAGUACUAAAUAAACUCUAUGCAUAUUAGA